AUUUAAGCGAAAUGAAUUUUGGGAUCUCAAUUGUGAAUUUAGUGAAAGUAUGAGACCUUAUUCAAUGUUUAGCCAAAUUUUAAAAUAUGCAGUUUUGGCUAAUUCUGAAUACCAACCCAACUUAAAACGAAAAUUUUCAAUGAAUUAGCAAUAGUUCUGAAUAAUAAAAGUGAUGACAUGUUCCCAAAAAAGAUGUGUUUGAUGACACAACAAAUAUAAUCACUGAACUUUUGAAUUAUUAACAACUCUAAAUAGAUAUUUAGUUAAUAGCCACUUAAAGACCUUAAAUUACCAAUUAAUGGCGGACAUAGCUGGGGCAAUCUUCAGUGCAUUGAGUUGCAUUUGUGGUACUCCAACCGGCAACUGUAUAGAUCAACAUAGAAAUUUUAAUGAUGAUGUGGGUGAGCUGAGAAGAAAAUUGAACACUCUAACCAACCGAAAGCAAGAUAUAGAAUCAAGAAUACAAGUAGCAGAGGCACGCGGGGGACAAACGGUUAGACGAGAAGUGCAAGACUGGCUUAAGCAAGUACAGGACAUUAAUGUUGAUGUGCAAGCCUUUUUAGAAAAGGUGCAGGGAGUCAAGUGGUGCAAGCGUGCCUGUCGUGACAAACGUGUUUGCAGAAAAAUUGAUGUGGUGAACGACAUGCUUGAAAAAGGUAGUUUUCCCGAAGGCCUUUUUAUUGACAGAGCUCCAGCUCGUGGAAACAGAAUUCCAACAGAGAAUUUAGUGGGGGAAAUUUCUACUAAAGAAGAAAUUUGGGGGUACUUGAUGGGUGAUGAGGUUGGAAUGAUCGGAGUUUGUGGGAUUGGUGGAGUUGGAAAGACUACGAUCAUGAAGAAUCUCCACAAUGAUUUACAGAGGGAGACUAGAUUUCAGAAAGUCAUUUGGGUUACUGUAUCACAUCCUCUCAAUGUUUUUGAAUUACAAAAGAAGAUUGCUCGUGCUAUGGACGAAAGACUUCUAAAUGAUGAUAAAGAUGAUGAUGGAGUGAUGAUGAGAGCGGGGGAACUAAUGGAUAUAAUGGGAAGAGUGAAAUUUGUGCUAAUAUUAGAUGAUGUAUGGGAAAGGUUCUCUCUUAAGAAAGUUGGAAUUCCGGAUCCGAAGGCGCAGAAUGGGUGCAAAGUAGUUGUCACUAGUAGAUCAAUUGAAGUAUGCAGUUAUUUGAGUUGUAAGAUUGUUAGAGUGCAACCUCUUUCACAAGAGGAGUCUCUAAAUUUAUUCCUCAAUAAAGUUGAGGAUGUUGAUUUAGAAGUUCCAGGGUUGGAAGAUAUCUUGAAGCUUAUUGUGGAAGAGUGUGCUGGCUUACCAUUGGCCAUUGUUGUCAUAGCUGGGAGCAUGAGGGGAGUUGAUGAUGUUAAGGUGUGGGAAAAUGCAUUGACUGAGUUACGAUAUCGUGUAAGGAGUGUGAGAGAUUCAAAUGAUGAGAUAUUUAACCGGUUAAGAUUUAGUUUUGAUCGGUUGGAUGGUUUGGAAGUCAGGAAUUGCUUUCUUUAUUGCUCAUUCUUUCCAGAAGAUUAUUUGUUUUCUAGAAGGGAGUUGAUAGAAUGUUGGAUUGAUGAAGGACUAAUUGAUGGGUCGCCAAGUAGAGAAGCAGCUUAUAACAGGGGCCAUGCUAUUAUAGAUAGGCUUGAAAAAAAUUUCUUAUUAGAGAAAGAUUCUAGGUUAGUUGAAAUUGGUAGCCAUAUAACUUCUAUAUCUGGGGUUAAGAUGCAUGAUGUAGUGAGAGAUAUGGCUAUCAUAAGCAUUGGUCCUAAAUUUGGAUAUAUGAUAAAAGCUGGUAUGAAUUUGGUAGAGCUACCAGAUGAGCAUGGUUGGGUAAAAGAUCCUAAGAAGUUGUCUCUAAUGGCAAAUGACAUUUUAAAAGUUCCUCUUAGUUUAUCCCCAGAAUGUUCGACUCUUUCGACUUUGAUAUUAUCAAGUAAUCCUAAUUUGUCAGAGAUUCCAGAAUCUUUUUUUGGAGAGAUGCUUACUUUGAAGGUUCUUGAUCUCUCUAGCACUGCUAUUGAGACACUACCUAAUUCCAUCUCUGAAUUGAAGAAUCUAUCUACCCUCCGGUUACAGCUUUGCAAGAAGUUAAAGUACUUGCCUUCCUUGGCAAACCUCAGGGGAUUGAAGAAGUUGGACCUGCACAAGGCAGGGAUUGAGGUGGUCCCACAAGGCAUGGGGAUGUUGAUAAGUCUUGAAUAUCUUGAUUUGUUAUUUUGUCCAAAUCUGAAAGAGAUUCCAACAGGAAUAUUACUUAACCUUUCCAGUCUCCAGUAUUUGGCAGUUCGUUGUUGGCGAGAAACUACAAUAGUGAGAAAUUUUGAAGAGGUUGCUAGACUGAAGAAGUUGGAGACUUUAGAAUGUAACUUUGAUGACAUACAAGACUUCAAUUAUUUUGUCAACAAGUUCAAAGAUUUCCAAAGGGCUAUUACUUACAAUCUUCUAGUUGGGAGUGCAAAAGACAUGCUUAGAAGGAGCAAACAUGAGCUUGUAAUUACUGAUUGCGAGAUCGGGGAAGAAGGUAUAGUGCUUCCAAAUAAGCUUGAAGAUUUGUUAAUAACUGGGCUUAAAAACAUGGGAAGCAGCUUAAGCAAAAUAGCUCUGUUAGAAAAAGCAAAUGAGUUGAGGACAUGCCAUAUUCACCGUUGUGAAGAGAUACAGUGCGUGCUUGUGUUGGACUCAUCCUCCUCCUCCUCCUUAUUGCGUUGUUCUGUAUUUGAUAAGCUUGAAGAGUUGCGGCUUCGUGGAUUGCCUAGUUUGUGUGAACUUGUGAGGGUGGAAGGAGAAGCAACACCACCGCACGUCUUUUCCAAUCUUAAAAAGCUUUUUGUAGCAGAAUGUUCGGGAAUAAGGAAGUUGCUUCCAUUUGAGCUACUGCAGGCCCUCCAAAACUUAGAGUCGAUUGUAGUUUAUAGUUGCAAUCAAAUAGAGGAGAUAAUAGCAUCAUUAGGUUUGGAUGCAUCAUCAUCGAAUAAAUUCACUUUCACUUUUCCUAAGUUAAGGGAAUUGCGCUUGUUGUUCUUACCCCAAUUGAAGAGCAUCUGCAGUGCCAAAGGAGUUAUGGUUUGUAAUUCUAUUGAAACAAUUCAAAUAGGUUUUUGUCCGAAGUUAAAGAGGAUCCCUGUGCAACUUCCCCAACUUGAUAACGGCCAACCAUCUCCUCCUCCUCAUCUCAGAGAAAUCAAGAUAUUUGAAAGUUCAAAAGAAUGGUGGGAAUCAGUGGAGUGGGAUCAUCCUAACGCUAAAAACCUCCUUCAACCCUUCUUGAAAUAUUUUUAGAUAACCGUGGGAUUGAGGGUAAGGUGUUGAUCGAUUUACUACUACUUAAUUCUAAUUUGAAUUUGCUUUGGUAGUAUAUUACAGUAUGUUGUUGAAAAUUUGGGAAAUAAUUUGUGUAGAUUGAAGUGAAGAGCUGCAAACUGCAAAUGUAAAGCCACGUGCCACCUCAAUAACACGUGCCAAUAAAAGCAUUUCCACAGUUUCUUCAUUCCUCCCCCAACGAAAACAAUUGGGUAUUCUAAAAGAGAAAGAGAUGGAUGUGUUUGAGAUGGAAACCCUAAGUGGGUAUAUUCUAGAAGACAAAGAUAUCCCCUAUUUUAACUUAUUUUCCAGAGAAAUCAUCAACUUUCCCAAUAAAUCACAAGCCACCGACAACAUGUUCCGGUAAAAGCCCUUACUCAAUAACGAAAAGAUUGGCUGGAAAAUUACGUGCUAAACUGAAGAAUCAGACCUCAAAGAAAGUGUCAAACAUCCAAACACUAGGCUUCCUACAAAAAUUUUUGGUGUCAUGAUCAUGAAUUGUGCAAAGAGGUGGCUGAGUUGCUUCUUUUUGGUGUCAUGAAAUGUUGCAAAAAGGUCACUCAUGGAGCUUGUUUGGAAAACAUGGCAGUGGGUUGGAAAUAGUCUAUACCUUGUCUUCCUGGCUGAUGAGCAGUCUUCCAAGUUACCAUAUAAGGCUUCUUAGAGGACUUAAACUCAGGAGAACAAUGCAUCAAUUGAGUCCUACUAGGCUCCCUUCAUGGUGGAGUCUGAUUCAUACCUUGAAACAUAUCAUACCGUCCUGAGAUGGCUAGUGAACCUUGCUGCUAUAACCGAACAUGGCAGGAGCUAGGAAGGAGUUGAUGUGUUGGUGUUUGAGAGCUAUAUCUAAUGGAUGCACAAGUGUAACAAGCCUCAGAUCAGUGCUAUGUAAGUUUCCAGUUUUCAAUCUAAUGCUUUCUAUUCCAUCCAAUUUCUUCUACUUUUUGUGAACCUUGCUGCCAUAGCCAAACACAGCGGGAUCUAGGAAGGAGUUGAUGUGUUGGUGCUUGGAGCUAUGUGUGGUGGAUGUACAAGCAUAUAGAACAAGCUUCAUAUCAAUGUUAUGUAAG
Messenger RNA from Rubroshorea leprosula, 4356 nucleotides. The record is from the annotation of a GenBank genome assembly. Lineage: Eukaryota; Viridiplantae; Streptophyta; Magnoliopsida; Malvales; Dipterocarpaceae.